ACGUAGCAGGUCUAUCUAUGACUGUGUACUUUGAACACUCUGAUCUCAAUAUAGCAACUUUAUUUUCGAUAUUUCUGCACUUUCAACUUAAACUUCAGUCUUUACCAGGUAAACAGCAGAAAUAUCAACAAAUUAACAAAAAAAAAUCCCAUUUCGUAAUUUUUUUCCAUUGACCCUUUUUAGUAGUCAGUAGACAUCUGAUUCAUCUGCUUCAUUUUAUUUGUAUUUCACAAAAUCUAGUGGAGAAAUUCGACGUAAUAUUGUUAAGAUAACCUCAUCAACUUUGGCACAAAUGGAACCCCAUAUCAGUGCAGACAAAUUUUCUAUUAAUAUUCACCGAAUUGUUGUUACAGCAGAACGGAUAAGCCGGAGUUAACCAUAACUCAAAAUAGUUCAAAAUAAAAUAAAAAAACAACAAAUCCAUAAUGUAUGCUACUAUAUGUCGUGUCUUUUGAAAUGUCCCUACUUCUGUCCCAGUUCAGACAUUAUAAACCUUCGGCAAACCACGGCGGAGUGACGUCUUCUGGUUUACGCAGAUUCGCAACCCAAUGACGCAAGCAGGAAGUUGGGAGAAAGUCCGAGCAUCCUCGGAGAAGCGAACUUCAGCUCGUAGGUGAAGUGAAACAAGAAUCCAGAGUACAAGUGAGUAGUCGACCAGACUGGUGUCCGUUUGCCACAGGGCCGUCUGUACCGCCUGCUUUCUCCGUUGGUUCUGACAAUGACGUCGGCUCUCCAGCUUCCCAACGAACUAUGGCUGCAGGUGUUCAGCUUUCUGUCCUGGAAGGACAAGCUGAGUAUGCGCUGCACAUGUUCUCACUUUAAGCAGCUGCUGGAUGAAUGUCGGCCUCUGUGGCGGGGCUUCAGCGUGGUGCUGAAGGACCUGUCCCGGUACAACCGCGCCUUCUGGCGGAGCCUCGCUCGGAGGCAGCUGGACAGCGUCGCCCUGCGGGGAGGGAGGAAGAGGGACCUGAAGCUGCUCUCUGUCUGGUUGCCUCUACUCCAGGCCCUGCGGCUGGACACCUGGAGGGGAAGCGACGUCCAGGAGCUGAAGCGGUUCCGCCACGUACACAGCCUGACUCUCACAGCCUGUUCAGAGCCGCUGUUGAACCUGGAGUUCCUCCUUCCUCUGGGUCAGCAGCUGACCCAGCUCAGCCUGUGUAAUGUGCAGCUGGCCUGUCCUCCCUCCCAGCUGCUGGCCAGCCUCUCCCGGCUGACUCGUCUCAAGUCUCUGGUCCUGCACCAUGAUGGCUGUCUGAAGAUCCCAACGCUCAGAGGUGUCCUCUCUCAGCUGGUUAACCUCAACUCCUUGUCCUGGACCAUGAUAAACUACAAAAGACUGUCUCAGGACUUCUUCUGCCCGGCCACUGGCCCAGCUGCUGGUGCCUCCCUGCAGCUGUCUGAGCUGCAGCUGCUGAAUUACGAUGCUGCAGUCACGCCGGAAGUUCUGCAACCUUUGGCCAAUCUCCGCAGCCUGUCGGUCUUCCACCUUUACUCUGUACCCGGACCCACCUGUCACCUGCAGACAUGGCUGUCAUCACUGCAACAGCUCUGCAGCCUGAGUGUGCACGGAGGGCACCCCCUGGUGGUGUAUGCUGACUUCCUCCCAUCCUCCCUCCGCAGCCUGACUCUGUGUGUGGACCUUCAGCCUGAGGACCUGCAGAUUGUCUCCUUCAGAGCUCCCAACCUGAGGCACCUGCACCUGGAGCCAUGGAGCUCCUCCUCCAAACUAGUCAGGCUCCUCCCACAGCUGUUCCCUGGCCUGAGGACGCUGGCCAUCAGACAUCAUCACGCGUCCGAUGAAGACUUCCUGGGUCUCCAUCAGCUCCAGCAUCUCAACACUCUGGAAGUUCUGGAUUCAUUUUACAGGCCAGAUCCUAAAGAUCCGAGCUUGGUUGUCAACAAGCCAAGUCCUCGUCUGCUGCAGCUGAUCUCUGACCUGCAGAAACUCACCAAUCACAAAGUCAGAGUCCUCACCAGUUCACACAUAGACCUGCUCCCCUGUGGCUGCGUCUGACUAGAGACCAGGGCCAACAGCUGCACCAAAACCCUCUGACUGACCAGUGGAACCAAUCAGGGCCAGGUGCAGUCCUACUUCUCAUUCUUGGGAUUCUGAUUGGCUGUGAGGUGGGCGGGUUCUCAGGGUGCUGAUGUUGUGGCUCUGCCCCCUGUGGUCUUCUCCGGUACUCUCCACUCCCAGCUCUGAGUGGGUUUGAAGUUGUUGCCCAACCACUGAGAUUAUUCUUUACUUUGUGAAGGACAUGCAGUUUAUUCUUUAGUGUGCAAUGAAAAAGGAUUUCCUUCGGUUCUUGCUUUUUGUCACAUUUUAAAUAUUCACAUCAUCAAAUGAAUUUCAUCAUAAAACAAAGAUGACCUCUGGUGACCUGUCCAGGGUGUAGCCUCCCUCUCCUGGUGACCGUUAGAGAUGGAGCUGUUUUCAAAUCAUGGUUUCAUUUAUUAAGAGAAAAAACCUGAUCUUAUGUGAAAAAGUAACUGAAGCUGGUACUAGGCAUUUGAGAUCAUGAACAGCUUGUUUUAAGGUCAUGCCACUGAAUUUCAAUUGGAUCCAAGUCCAGACUUUGAGUAGGCCACUCCUAAACCUUCAUUUUUUUUAUUCAUUCAGAGAUGGACUUGCUGGUACGACUCAGAUCACUGUCCUGCUGUUUACGCUCAAUCUGUUUAAACUUAAAGGGGCAGAAUUAGGCAUUUUUCUGCCACAUGCUGCUAUUGUGUAGUAACUGUGUUGCCUUCAGUUGUUGUAAAAAAUACUGCAUAUAUCAAAUAUGUCUUGAAAGAAA
Poecilia latipinna (sailfin molly) is the source of this 2795-nucleotide messenger RNA. RefSeq lists its product as uncharacterized. Gene Ontology annotation, molecular function: protein binding. Lineage: Eukaryota; Metazoa; Chordata; Actinopteri; Cyprinodontiformes; Poeciliidae. The coding region runs from base 719 to 2014 and encodes 431 amino acids. The record is from RefSeq and is a predicted model, not a curated record. The transcript has 4 exons.